AUGCGUAUGCUACUGUUUGCAGCAUGGCUUGCGCUUUGUGUUACCAGAGUUGUUUGCGAAUCGAUAAAGGUACCGAUAAAUCCUACACGGCUCGAAUUCGACCUAUGGCCGUACAAGAAAUGGGAGAUCGACAAUGCUUCGAACAGCUCCGAUUACAUGACAUGCUUCGAAAUGAGCACACCUUUCAAGUCUCGCGACUUGCAGUUUGUAAUCGAAAUCGAAGAGUUCACCAAAUGGAAAGUCAACGUUGACAGAUUUGGCCCAACAACGAGCUCCAAAGGGAAGCAGAUUAUAAAUCUAGACAUAUAUGACAAGGAUAAGAACUUGGUACGGUCUAGGCACGGGUUGGAAAAUGGCGAAACCAUACUCUAUGAAUCAGUAUACGAACAACAAGAAUUCCAGUUCUGUCUAAUUAACUUUUCACUAGAUUCGUCCUGGAACGCGAUCGACACGAUAAAACAGGUCUCGAUCAGCAUAUCUUCCAACGAUAUCGUGAAACAACAGCCGUGGGACUUGAUUACAGACCAGAGUCUCGAGUUGCUAUCGGAAAGCAAAGAAGACCUGUAUUCUCUGGUUAAUGCUGAAUCCGGCCACAAGUUGGUCGAAUUGGAUGCUGAACACAGAGACCUAAACGAGGGAACGUUCUCGUGUAUAAUAUACCAGACCGUCGGCAUUCUUACUGUAAUAAUUGUGGGACAAUUCGUUGUGGUACCAGCGUUCUUGUACCGAUUACUGAGGAAGAAUAAACACGGACAAACACAUCCUCACAUAAAGAACAAAUUGAAAGAAUGA
This is a messenger RNA of Kluyveromyces marxianus DMKU3-1042, 792 nucleotides long. RefSeq names its product Rrt6p (gene RRT6). The record is from RefSeq and is a predicted model, not a curated record. The coding region runs from base 1 to 792 and encodes 263 amino acids. NCBI's taxonomy places the organism in Eukaryota, Fungi, Ascomycota, Saccharomycetes, Saccharomycetales, Saccharomycetaceae. The transcript has a single exon.